GGAGUCAAUUUCGGGAGACGAGUUUGAAAUAAGUGAUGAACAAGAUUCAACUGCACAAGAGAAGAUUUUUGUUACAGUGAGGGUUAGGCCUUUGAACGGAAAAGAAAUCGCAAAGGGCGAUGCAUCCGAUUGGGAAUGUAUAAACAACACCACCAUCAUAUUCAAAAACAACCCAUCAGAACGAUCAACAUACCCAAACGCCUAUACGUUUGACCGAGUAUACGGGUGUGACAGUUCAACAAAAGAAGUGUAUGAGGAGGGAGUAAAAGGAAUUGCUCUUUCUGUUCUUAAUGGCAUUAACUCAAGUAUAUUUGCCUAUGGGCAGACGAGCAGUGGGAAAACAUACACCAUGUCUGGAAUUACCGAAUACGCGAUAGCAGAUAUAUAUGACUACAUAAGCAGGCAAAAUGAUCGAGAAUUUGCGUUGAAAUUUUCCGCUAUAGAAAUCUACAACGAAUGCGUUAGAGAUCUUUUAAGCCACGAUGGUGCUCAACUUAGACUCCUCGAUGACCCGGAGAAAGGGGUAGUUGUAGAAAAACUAACUGAAGCUAAUCUGAGGGACUGCAACCAUUUAAAAGAACUUAUCUCUGCAUGUGAAGCUGAGAGGCAAACCGGGGAGACGACAUUGAAUGAAAUGAGUUCCAGAUCUCAUCAGAUUCUUCGUCUGACAGUUGAAAGUUCUGCAUGUGCAUAUGAAGGAUCUGACAGUGGAAGAACACUUGCAGCUUCUGUGAACUUUGUUGAUUUAGCAGGAAGUGAGCGUGCUUCUCAAACGUUAGCAGCUGGUACACGUUUAAAAGAAGGCAGUCACAUAAAUCGCAGUCUUCUAACGCUAGGAACUGUUAUUCGCAAGUUAAGCGAAGGAGGGAAAAGUCAUAUUCCUUACAGAAACUCAAAGCUAACACGCAUACUACAAAACUCACUUGGAGGUAAUGCAAGAACUGCGAUAGUAUGCACUAUGUCUCCCGCGCAUAGUCAUGUUGACCAGUCAAGAAACACGCUUUUAUUCGCUUCUUGUGCGAAAGAUGUCAGUACAAAUGCACAAGUUAAUGUCGUAAUAUCAGAUAAAGCGUUGGUGAAACAGUUGCAACAAGAAUUGGCUAGAUUGGCAAACGAGCUCAAAUUACCUCCCGGUUCAAAUGAUUCUGCAGCACUUAUAAAAGAGAUGGAGCUUCAAAUAGAAAAGAUGGGGAAAGAGAUAGAGGAGCUGACUCAGCAACGUGAUCGUGCUGAAUCUCGACUUGAUUAUUUAAUUCGAGUAACCGGAACUGAUCCAAAUUCUUUACCUUGGGGCGAGACCGAGACUAGUGACAUUUACGAAAAGAGCUUAAUCAAUGAAUAUCCUGCAUUGGAAACAUAUGAGGGUGAUUCAAUGAACAAAUAUGGUCAUGCUGACAUGGAAGGUUCAAAAGUUGACUUUCUUGAUGAGAACUCACCUAGGCACUUUUCGGGUCAACAUUAUGUGCCCGACCCAUCUAAAGAAAUCACAAUUAAUCCAGAAGACAGCUAUAAAGAUCAAAGUAUUGAGAAAACAUUAAGCAUAGACAAUAAUAAUAAUAUCGCAAAAGUUUUAGAAGACAGUAGCAAGGAAGAAGAUCAAAAUAUCGAGGAAAUAUCGAGCAUAAACAAUAUUAUUACUGCUGACGAGACCGGAAUGGAUGAUAGUUAUGAAAGUCCGAAGGAAAUCACUCAGGACGUUCAGACAAAAGUAGAACGAUCUCCAUGUUCAUCCGACUCAGAAAUAUCUGAUUCAGAAGGCAUCUGUUUAACGAGAAGCAAAAGUUGUUACGCGUUGACUACGAAUGCAUCAUCUGAAAAAGAAGUUAUAGCAGAGAACACUGACGAUAACGGAUCUGAAACUGGAAAACAAGACGAACAUAUACAAAUCAUACCAAGAUCAAAAUCAGAGGCAGAUGUUAAAACAAUAGAUCAACAAGACUCUAGUACUCCUGUCACGAGUCUCGAUGAGAAAGAAAUAGAGCAGAAGAUAAGAUCAUCAGAUGUUUCUAAUGAACCGGAUAAGAAGACCGAACCAGAAGCCAAUGAGCCGAUAGAUCCUGAAAAAGACUGGUCUAUGGUUUUUGAGAAACAAAGAAGAGAAAUAAUUAAACUGUGGAAUGAAUGCAACACGCCUUUGAUUCACCGGACCUACUUUUUCUUGCUAUUUAAAGGCGAUCGAUCUGAUUCCGUGUACAUGGAGGUUGAGCUUCGAAGACUCUCUUUUCUAAAGAACACGCCAUCUCGUGCCACAAGUGCGCGCGCUCUUAGUCGCGAAAGAGUAAUGCUGAGCAAGAAAAUGUUAAAGAAGUUUUCAUCGACGCAAAGAGAUGUACUUUUUCAAAAGUGGGGAAUUUCAUUGGACUCGAAAUAUAGAAGGUUCCAGUUGUCUCAAUUAGUAUGGACCAAAACAAACGACAUUGAUCACAUUAAGGAGAGUGCGGAGAUUGUUGCUAAGUUGGUCGGGAUAGUAGAGCUUAACCAAACGCCGAAGGAACUGUUUGGGUUGAGCUUUCUUCCUAAGCAAGAUCACUCUAAGAGUUCUUUUUAUAAAAGUACCAUCUCCUUUACAUAGGAACACUUGCCGGUGAUGACCUACCGUCGCGAUACCACCAAUGGCUAAACAUGUAAAACAAUCUUCAACCACAAAAUACAACCAUGGCAUAGACAUAUACAGGAUUCAAACCAUUGUAAAUUCUUGAAAAUUUUCCAAAAGACAGUGGGGGAAAUAGGUAUAAUGAUUAUAUCAUUAUAUCUACUUCAGCAGUAUCCUCAUGAUCAUUACCAAGUAUCAUGGGUUAAGUCAAACUAAUAACUUUGUCAACCAAAAUAAUAACAUGUUUUGUCUAUUCCAAACA
Molecule: messenger RNA, 2855 nt
Organism: Helianthus annuus (common sunflower)
Lineage: Eukaryota; Viridiplantae; Streptophyta; Magnoliopsida; Asterales; Asteraceae
Product: kinesin-like protein KIN-7C
Exons: 13
Coding region: 350-2572 (740 amino acids)
Biological process (GO): microtubule-based movement
Molecular function (GO): microtubule motor activity; ATP binding; microtubule binding
Source: RefSeq, a predicted model, not a curated record